Molecule: messenger RNA, 3342 nt
Organism: Armigeres subalbatus
Lineage: Eukaryota; Metazoa; Arthropoda; Insecta; Diptera; Culicidae
Product: lachesin-like
Exons: 10
Coding region: 1353-2891 (512 amino acids)
Cellular component (GO): neuron projection
Source: RefSeq, a predicted model, not a curated record
AUCCUUUCGGUUGGCCGUGCUGCUGCUUGCCACUUAGCCAAUCUCGACCGCUUUUGGGGUCCUUUCGCGCCCUUCGUCCGUUUUUUGUUCGGGAUGUCACAGGUGGAUUGGCUGCUGCCUGGUUAAGCUUUUGGGCCCUCUGUCCGGAUUUUGGCCGUUCAGUCGGUUUCGUUACUUGACGUCGUUGAGAUCACGCGAAACGUGGCGCCGUCGUCGGUGAUUGGUUCGAGCUUUGUGUUUAGUUGGGAAAUUGAGUUGGGUGAUUGUUGAUGGCUUUUCCGGUGGGGAAUAGCUCGGCAUUCGAUAAACUUGAGACAGAUUAAACUAAUUGAAAUUAAAACAAGGAAGUUGUGUAAACGAUCCGGUGAAGUGUUGAAGUUUUAUCUUCUGACUUCGGUGCAUUAUUCAUUGUCAGUUUGAAAAGCUUGUUGUGCUGCACCGAGAAGUUGAAGUGGACAAAAAAAAUUCAAAAGUGCUUAUCAAGCACCAGUUGGUCGAUGAUAAGGGAUGACGGAGUUGUGCUGCGAGAUUGUUUCCGCAGUUUUUUCUUAUUCUGCUGCUUAGUCCUUGUUAGCAGCGUGUUGAUGAUUAUUACUUUAUAAUGGAGAAGAAGUGGUGAGAAGUUUCCGUCUUCUCAAGCGGCAAGAAUACACCGGGAAGUGAAUGGGAAGUUGGGUUUGAGUGAAAAGAAAAAUGAAUUAUUGGCUGAAGCUGAGAAUAUAAGUUGUGUUUCUGUGUCAAGUGAAGGAAGGCAAGCGAAUAAAAAACCGUGAGCUGAGCAGCAGCUGUUGGUUGCCGUUGUGCAAGAAAAGCUUUCCUGUGCCCGACCAAGCAGACAUAAAUUUCGAUUAGACAAUUGGCGACCCCCCGGGAGGCGGACAACAAAAGGAACAAGUGGUGCGUGAUUUAGUGAAUCCAUUUUCAGGCCAUAUUCCCAACCGAGAGUAGUAGAUUUAUGAAUUCCUCUGGGAUGCUGCCGGGGCAAAUUGCAUCACACGCUAAUUGAAGUGAGAUCCGUACCGGAAUCUGAAAAUAGAGAAGCAAUACAACGAAUUAUAAGUUUGGACAGCUUUUUUUUAUUUUUGCGGUUCCGUAAAUUAAAGCAGCAAAAAGGUUGAUGACCCAGUUCCAUAGAAACAUAGAAAAUGAAUUUGAUCCGCCGAAUCUAGACGGCUGGUGGAGAAGAAACGAGGGCGAUACAUCAGUGAGCGGAAGCAGCUAAUAGUGUAGUCCUGGUGGCGAUUGUGGUAGCGGAAACCGCGGUGGUGUUUCCUAGAAGAAGAAGAAGAAGACGAAGAAACAGAUAUCGUAGUGGUGAGAAUAGGGUAGAAAAGUUCGCCGCGAUAACCAACAUGGGCCCGUCACUCAACAUUAGCUUAUCGUCGGCGGUUCUACUGGCGGUGGCAUUUUGGCUAACACUUGUGAAAGACGUUUCAACGUUUCAGCCGGAUUUUGCAGAGCCAAUAAUCAACAUAUCGGUGGCUAUCGGGCGGGAUGCCACAUUCACCUGUCACGUACGGCAUCUGGGAGGUUACCGGGUCGGUUGGGUGAAGGCGAACACCAAGGCGAUACAGGCCAUCCACGAGCAGGUUAUCACCCACAAUCCUCGGGUGACGGUGUCGCACGCGGACCUCAAUACCUGGAAUCUGCACAUCAAGUCGGUGAUGGAGGAGGACCGGGGCGGCUACAUGUGCCAACUGAACACCGACCCGAUGAAGAGCCAGAUCGGUUACUUGGACGUGGUAAUUCCGCCGGAUUUCAUCGCCGAAGACACCUCCUCGGACGUGAUCGUACCCGAGGGAAGCUCCGUAAAACUCACUUGCAGAGCGAAAGGCUACCCGGAACCAGUGGUGACGUGGCGCCGCGAAGAUGGCACCGAAAUUGUUCUCAAGGAUUCUGCCGGCACAAAACAGUUGGUGACGUCCUACCGGGGUGAGGUGCUGAAGCUGGUGAAAAUCUCUCGCAGCGAGAUGGGGUCCUAUCUGUGUAUCGCCUCGAACGGGGUGCCACCGUCGGUGUCCAAGCGAAUAUCGCUCAGCAUUCACUUUCACCCGGUAAUCCAAGUGCCAAAUCAACUCGUGGGAGCACCGCUUGGUACAGACGUUUCCAUCGAGUGCCUGGUGGAGGCAUCGCCGAAAUCCAUCAACUACUGGGUGAAGGACACAGGAGAAAUGAUAGUGUCAUCACCCAAGUACCAGGUUCAGGACAUUCCAAAAUCGUUGUACGAGACAAAGAUGACAAUGACGGUCCGAGCCAUCCAGAAGGAGGACAUGGGAUCGUAUCGGUGCAUUGCAAAGAACUCGCUCGGUGAGGUGGACAGCAGCAUCCGGUUGUACGAAAUUCCUCAACCGAACCGCAAGUUCUACUCGCCCAAGUACGGCACGGACCAGAACGAUAUCGUCAAGCCCGGCAGCAACGGCGAUAAAUCCAGCAAACCGAAACUGUCGUACCCGCCGGACGAUGAUGAGCAGCAGUACGGUGGCUCGGCGGAAGAUUUCGAAGAGAUUAUCGACUCUAUGCAGCCCCAUCAGCAUCACCAUCACCACCACCAUUCCAACGGGGGUAAACCGACGGCCCGGUCACCUUUCGGGUCGUUGGACCAUCCGAACAGCGUCAAUGGUCGCAGCAGCAGCCACAACGGCAUCGCCAACAACAACAACGCCAUGAACGGCGGCGGGGCCAGCAGUAAUGGUAACAAUAAAAAUCUGAUAGCUCUGAUGAACGACAUCGCCACGAGAAAGCCGUUCGUCAUCCCGCCGGGACGGGGGGCCGACGGUAGUCUGGAGGGAAGCAAUGCGGCAGGCCGGGCCACUGCGGAGCUGGCCCUUUGGCGAUUGGUCGUAGUUCUGCUGGGAACGAGCUGGUACGCGAUUCCCCGCCAACGGCACUAGCUCUCGGGGUUCAGAUCCGAAACGAACCGAACCGUGUAACGGUAGGCUCUUAGACUUCAAUUCUCAUACAGUUAGGGUGCAACAGGGGACAAAAUCUGCUCUAAAAUUUAGAACAAUGCGGGACAAUGCGAAGUUCUUUUCGUUAUCAACCAACAUAUAAUGAUUAGAGUAUAGCAAACAGGACAUAUUAUAGAGAUAUAAACUUAUUAUCUUCAGGGGAUUCACAGACUGGGGCAUGCACAAAACGAGGGACAAUGCUGUAUAUUGGAUGUAAAUUGCAAAGAUAAAUUAGUGGAUCGAGCGAUAAGAUAUGUAUUUCUAUGGAAAUAGUAGACAAACGGCCAAAGUUAGUUCGCCUGUUACGUUGCAAAAAAUGGGGAAAGCCUAGGUUAAUGACACUGUUUUCGCUGUUACUGCUGGCAAUAAAUCUCUGCCCGAGGAUAUCAACACA